AUGAUAACAUUGAUAGACUUGUACCACGUUCUAACAGCGGUGGUGCCACUCUACGUGGCAAUGAUCCUGGCAUAUGGUUCAGUAAAAUGGUGGAAAAUCUUCACCCCAGAUCAAUGCUCGGGCAUAAACCGUUUCGUGGCACUCUUCGCAGUCCCACUUCUCUCCUUUCACUUCAUCUCCACCAACAACCCUUAUGCAAUGAACUUUAAGUUCAUAGCUGCAGACUCACUCCAAAAAGCCAUAGUCUUGUUGGUUCUUUUGGUGUGGUCAAGAACAAGCUCUAGAGGCUCUUUGGAAUGGUCCAUUACGCUCUUCUCUCUCUCCACACUCCCCAACACGCUCGUCAUGGGAAUCCCAUUGCUGAAGGGCAUGUAUGGUGAUGCCUCAGGGACUCUCAUGGUUCAAAUCGUGGUUCUGCAGUGCAUCAUUUGGUACACUCUUAUGUUGUUCUUGUUUGAGUAUAGGGGUGCGAGGCUUCUCAUUGUGGAGCAGUUCCCUGACACUGCAGGUUCAAUCAUUUCCUUCAAGGUUGACUCUGAUAUCAUCUCUUUGGAUGGGAAAGAGCCUCUUCAGACUGAAGCUGAGGUUGGUGAAGAUGGGAAGCUUCAUGUUACUGUGAGGAAGAGUGCGAGUUCGCGUUCUGAGAUAUUCUCUCGACGUUCUCAGGGUCCAAACUCCGGGGUUUCGUUGACCCCUCGUCCUUCAAAUUUGACCAAUGCCGAGAUUUAUUCUCUUCAGUCUUCGAGGAAUCCAACUCCAAGAGGGUCUAGUUUUAAUCACACUGAUUUUUACUCUAUGGUGAACGGGAGGAACGUAAGUCCAAGACAGUCUAAUUUUGGAGGUGGUUUUGAUGAAGAGAGUGGAAGAGUUAAUGGUGGUGGUGGAGCGUACCCUGCUCCUCCUAAUGGUGGGUUGUUUUCUCCGGUGACAAAGAAUAAGAAGGGGAAUGGUGAAGGUGGAAAGGAUCUUCACAUGUUUGUGUGGAGUUCUAGUGCUUCUCCUGUUUCUGAAGGUGGAAUCCAUGUCUUCAGAGGUGGUGGGGAUUUUGGAAAUGACCAGCUUGGUGGGGUGCCUCACCAUAAAGAAUAUGAUGAUUUUGGUCACGAUGAGUUUAGCUUCGGAAACAGAACCGUUGCUAAUGGGGUGGACAAGGAAGGGCCAGUACUUUCGAAGCUUGGUUCAAGCUCCACUGCUGAGCUUCAUCCAAAAGGUGGGGCACAGGGUGAUUCUAAACCCACGUCCAUGCCACCUGCUAGUGUUAUGACCAGACUCAUUUUGAUUAUGGUGUGGAGAAAGCUUAUUAGGAACCCCAACACUUACUCAAGCCUCAUUGGUCUCACGUGGUCUUUAAUCUCAUUCAAGUGGAAUGUUGUUAUGCCUGCAAUUGUUGCUAAAUCAAUAUCAAUUUUGUCCGAUGCUGGCCUAGGGAUGGCAAUGUUUAGCCUUGGGUUAUUCAUGGCAUUGCAACCAAGGAUAAUUGCAUGUGGAAACUCGGUUGCUUCCUUUGCUAUGGCUGUCCGUUUCCUCACUGGUCCUGCUGUCAUGGCCGUUGCUUCAAUCGUUGUGGGGCUCAGGGGAGUUCUGUUGCACAUUGCUAUUGUACAGGCUGCUUUGCCACAAGGGAUUGUGCCCUUUGUGUUUGCUAAGGAGUACAACGUUCAUCCAGACAUACUAAGCACUGGGGUUAUAUUUGGAAUGCUAAUUGCUCUUCCUAUUACGCUGGUUUACUACAUUUUGCUGGGGCUUUGAAGCAAUGUUGAGGACAAGUACCGAACCAAGUGAUGCAAAAA
Messenger RNA from Abrus precatorius (Indian licorice), 1790 nucleotides. RefSeq names its product probable auxin efflux carrier component 1b. The record is from RefSeq and is a predicted model, not a curated record. Gene Ontology annotation, biological process: auxin export across the plasma membrane; auxin polar transport. Gene Ontology annotation, molecular function: auxin efflux transmembrane transporter activity. NCBI's taxonomy places the organism in Eukaryota, Viridiplantae, Streptophyta, Magnoliopsida, Fabales, Fabaceae. Gene Ontology annotation, cellular component: endoplasmic reticulum; plasma membrane. The coding region runs from base 1 to 1749 and encodes 582 amino acids. The transcript is spliced from 6 exons.